Messenger RNA from Pygocentrus nattereri (red-bellied piranha), 786 nucleotides. Its product is annotated as CD209 antigen-like protein E. The record is from RefSeq and is a predicted model, not a curated record. Gene Ontology annotation, biological process: chemotaxis; signal transduction. The coding region runs from base 1 to 786 and encodes 261 amino acids. NCBI's taxonomy places the organism in Eukaryota, Metazoa, Chordata, Actinopteri, Characiformes, Serrasalmidae. The transcript has 5 exons.
AUGAGGGAGGAUCGGUAUGAAAAUUCAGGAAUUACUGUAGACAACAGAAGAAAUUUAGACAGCGGUGAGCAUUUAUAUGAAGACCUUAAAGGGAACAAUGCCAGAGGAACGCAGAAGACCAGGAGGAACAAAAGGAACUCAGGACUGGCUGCAGUGUGUCUGGGGCUGCUGUGUGUUCUCCUGCUGGCUGGCAUCGCAGUGCUGUGGGUCAAGUUCAACAAACUGACUGCAGAGAGAGACCAGCUACAGACCAGCUACACCAACCUGACUGCAGAGAGAGACCAGUUACAGACCAGUAACACCAAACUGGCAGCAGAGAGAGACCAGUUACAGACCAGCUACGACUCGGUGACACGUCAGCUUCAGAAUCAGAAAGACUGUCUUCAGAAAUUCUCUAAUUUGGCGAAGGCCGUGCAGGAGGGUUGGAAGUUUUUCAGCACCAGUGUUUAUUUCAUCUCUACUGGACAGAAGAUCUGGAGUGAGAGCAGUCAGGACUGCAGAGGAAGAGGAGCAGACCUGGUGAUCAUAAACAGCAGAGAAGAACACGAGUUCAUCUUUAACAAUAUGGGCAGCAGUCGAGCUUGGAUUGGUCUGACCGACAGUGAAAGGGAGGGAGUCUGGAAAUGGGUGGACGGAUCAGCACUGACCACCGGGUUCUGGGGUGAAGGAGAACCAAAUGAUGAUAAGAAUUAUGAGGAUUGUGUUGAGAUUUCUGAAUAUAAGAAGGGCUGGAAUGACAUGCCAUGUUCUAUCCAAGAGCGGUGGAUCUGUGAGAAAAGCAUUUAG